GAGUGGGAUUAAUUAGACAGACUGCGGUUGUUCAAUGGCAAAGCAUUCCGGCGAAAUGGAUGGAUUCUGGCGGAUGAAGAUGAGAAUGGGAGUGUCGACGUCAGUGAAGCCUCGAUCGAGCCUUGAUCGGAUGUGGUCGACUAAGGAGAUACCUGGAAGGCGUUCCUAUUCACAACCUCUAGAUCCUGAGGAUUUCAGCGACGUCUUUGGCGGACCGCCGAUGAACGUACUGCGACACCAGUUAUCUGGCGAUGGAGACUUCAUUAGUCCGUCUUCUUCAUCAUUCUAUGAUGAUAUUUUCCAGAUCCCGGAGACUGUGACUCCAAUUAGGUCCUCCGGAAGCAGCAGGAGUUUGCCGGAGUUAAGGAUUCCGCGUUCGAGCCGAUUAGAAACAAGCGUGGAUGAUUUCUACGGACAUAUAUUUGCGAAGGAAGACGAAAUACGAAUGACGAGGUCGCGAUCGCAAUCGCAAUCGCUAGCGAAGUCGUCGAACUCGAAAUCUAAGUCUAAUUGUUCAUCAAUGUUGAGCUCCGAUGAUACGAGUCCUCUCCGUCCAGCAAUCACCAUCAACAACGUCGCAUUUUCUGUUAUCACCUCGAAGAUCAGGCCCAUACAUGUACCGCCGCCUAGAUGGAACUCAACCGCAAGUAUCCCGGAGAAACCUGAACAACAUGGCUCAGAUCCUAAUUCCUAUUUCAAUCACCAAUUUACAUCACCAGAAACCAUUAGCCUUGAUCCGAAUUCUAAUGGAAGUUUCAAGGUAUUCAUUGAUGACCUUGAACUCAACUCGUCUUCUUCGUCUUCUUCUUCUUUCGUUUCAUCUCUAUGCCAAGAGAUGGCGAAUGAACCAUUGCCGGAGGAGGAGGAAGAAGAUGACGAGGAUAUGAGCUCCUAUGUUAUCGAGAUCAAUUCUGACCGUAGGGAAGGGACUGAAGAAGCGUAUGGUAUUGAUGAAGCCAUUGCUUGGGCCAAAGAGAAAUUCUACUCAGUUAGUCGAAAGGAAGAAGAUGAAAAGAAUCAAUCUCCUAACCCUAAAGGAUCACCAAUUACCAAUGGAUUGUCUGAUACAAAGAUUAUCAGCUACAAAAACUUGUCAUCCCCUGAGAGAGAGCUCCAGCUCUUAGAUGCAGGUAUAAAGGAAUGGUUAGUUGGUAAAGAAACUAGCAUCCGUCAAUUGCUCUCAACAUUGCACCAUAUCCUAUGGGAAAACAGUGGCUGGAAGGAAAUCCCGAUAACAGCCCUUAUCGAGAAUUCACAUGUUAAGAAGGCUUAUCAAAAAGCAAUUUUAUGCUUGCAUCCGGACAAAGUUCAACAAAGAGGGUCCACAUUCACUCAGAAAUAUAUAGCAGAACAGAUUUUUGCUAUUCUUCAGGAAGCCUGGGCAACAUUUAUAUGUGAAGAUGUUUAGUCUUUUCAGCAAGAGGAUGCAAGUUCAGCUCCAACAUCAUAUAUAUACUGCUCUGCUAGUGCUCAAGUAAGGUACAUUUUCGAAUAAAGAAUCCAUGAAAGACUAGAAAACUUUCAUUGAUUGAUCGGACAGAAACCGCAAUAUAAAAUAGUAAAGAUUUUGUACUGUUGUGUGUAUAUGAAGUUAUGAACAGAUAAAUCAUAUGGAUCUGGAGGUUUUGUACCAUAAACAUCUUUAAUUAGUUUCCUCCAUUUGAUUAUCUGUAUUAAACUUUACAUCAUUAGAUGUAGGUUAAUGUAAAUCUUAGCAUGCUUGGUUUGAUGA
Molecule: messenger RNA, 1732 nt
Organism: Impatiens glandulifera
Lineage: Eukaryota; Viridiplantae; Streptophyta; Magnoliopsida; Ericales; Balsaminaceae
Product: auxilin-related protein 1-like
Exons: 6
Coding region: 35-1408 (457 amino acids)
Biological process (GO): clathrin coat disassembly; clathrin-dependent endocytosis
Cellular component (GO): vesicle; intracellular membrane-bounded organelle; cytoplasm
Molecular function (GO): clathrin binding
Source: RefSeq, a predicted model, not a curated record